GUUGCGGCAUCAUAAUUACUGAACAACCUUGGGUUUAUGAAGAAACCGGCGCUCUCAAAACCGAGAUACUUUUUGAAUGCUUUUAAAACUAAGUUUUAAGGUUUGGGGCGAUGGGGGCUCCAGAGGAGGCGUCGCUCGAAGCGCAGCAGACAGAAGGCGCGCCGCAGCCGGACCACACAACUGCCUGUUGUCAUGGAGCAGCAAAGAUGGCGAUCCUGGCCUAUAGCCUGGGCAAACGCGAAAUAAACCAACAUUUCACCAUAAAAAAUGCCAAACUGAUAUCGUUUGUGCUCGUUAUUUUGCUGCUGGUGUUUCACGGAGCUUUGCGGCAUUAUGACGGCGGAGACUCAUGUGAAUGGCUGCUGUCCACAGGACGGUACUUGGGAGAGAAUGUAUGGCAGCCUUAUGGCUGUAUGAUGCACAAAUACAAAAGCACUGAAGCCAAAACAUGCCUUGCAGAGAAACGGGUGGCCUUUGUCGGUGACUCACGGAUAAGACAGCUGUUUUACUCCUUUGUCAAAGUGAUUGAACCGGAUAGAAGAGAAGAUGGAAACAAGCACGAAGACAUUUCCUUUGAGGAGGCGAAGUCAUCGGUUAAAGUGGACUUUCUGUGGUAUCCAGAGGCAAAUAACUCAAUGAAGGAACGCUUGGUUUCCUGGAUACAGGAAGGUUCAGCAAAGCCAGACGUGGUCAUCCUGGGAGCUGCUACCUGGUCCAUCAAGCUGCAUGGUGGCAGCAGUGAGACCUUGCAGCAGUAUAAAGUCAAUCUGACAGCCAUUGCUGUGCAUCUGGAGAGGCUGGCUGAGCAUGGCGAAGUCUACUGGAUUCUGCAAGAUCCAGUCAACGAGGAGGCGUUGAGUGAGAACAGGAAGAUGAUCACCAAUCAACAGCUGGAGCUUUACAAUGAUGUGGCAGUGAGCGUGCUCAAUGGCAGCAAACAUGAUGGUAGAUCUGGAGUCAAGCUGGUGGCAGCCUCCCGGCAGGCUGCGUUAGAAACCAUCACCCAAUCAGAGGAUGGCUUGCACUUGCCUGAAAGCACCAGGAAAGUGGGAGCCAUGCUGCUCAUGAACUCUGCGUGCAACAAGCUGCUGAGACCCAUUGACGGCUCCUGCUGCCAGACAUUACCGCCGCUGAAUCUCCUCCAAAAACUCACAGCCUGCUUCUUCCUGGGCUCAGCUGUGGUCUUUGCUGUCCUCCACGUCCUCGGCAACAACCGCCAUCGCCGGCCCGUUCCCACCGAUGUGGAGAGCCUGGAGGAGAAGAAGCCAGCAAGCGCCGCCGUCCCUCUGGGGCAGAAGGCGCCCUUUCAGGCCCUCUGCAGGAUGGGAAUCAUCAUGGGCUACUUUUACCUCUGUGACCGAGCAGAUGUGUUCAUGAAAGAACACAAGUUCUACACACAUUCAGCUUUCUUCAUUCCUCUCUUCUACAUCUUUGUGCUGGGAAUAUUCUACAGCGAGAACAGUAAGGAGACCAAACUGCUGAACAGAGAGCAGACGGAUGAGUGGAAGGGCUGGAUGCAGCUGGUCAUCCUCAUCUAUCACAUAUCUGGAGCCAGCGCUUUCAUUCCAGUGUACAUGCAUGUGCGGGUGCUGGUGGCAGCUUACCUGUUUCAGACAGGUUAUGGACAUUUUUCCUUCUUCUGGCUGAAAGGAGACUUUGGGCUCAACAGAGUGUGCCAAGUGUUGUUCCGUCUGAACUUCCUGGUGUUGGUGCUGUGUGUUGUGAUGGACAGGCCGUAUCAGUUCUAUUACUUUGUUCCCCUGGUGACCUUCUGGUUCGUCAUCAUCUACGGCACAAUGGCAGUGUGGCCUCAGAUCCUUCAAAAGAAAGCCAACAGUAACAGGAUGUGGCACCUCGCAGUUCUGGCCAAGCUGCUCGGUCUCCUGGUCUUUAUCUGUCUUUUUUCUUUCUCACAGGAAUUUUUUGAGAGCGUUUUCUCCGUGUGGCCGGUCUCCAAGCUCUUUGAGCUGGAUGGGAGUGUCCACGAGUGGUGGUUCCGAUGGAAACUGGACAGAUUUGCAGUGAUUCACGGCAUGCUGUUUGCCUUCAUCUACCUGCUGCUGCAGAAGUGUCAGGUUCUGUCAGAGAGCAAAGGAGAGCCGCUCCUCCCUCCCAAGAUCUCCAACCUGCUCCUCUCCCUCUCCAUUUUCUCCUUCGUUACCUACUCAAUAUGGGCGAGCAACUGCAAGACCAAAACUGAGUGCAAUGAGAUGCAUCCUUACAUUUCUGUAGUCCAGAUAUUGGCCUUCAUUCUCAUCAGGAACAUUCCCGGCUACGCCCGCUCUGUGUACAGCUCCUUCUUUGCUUGGUUUGGAAAGAUCUCCUUAGAGCUUUUUAUCUGCCAAUAUCACAUCUGGCUGGCAGCUGACACUAAGGGGGUUUUGGUUCUCAUCCCAGGAAACCCUUCACUCAACAUCAUAGUCAGCACCUUCAUCUUUGUCUGUGUAGCUCAUGAGGUGUCCCUCAUCACCAACGACCUGGCCCAGGUGGUCAUCCCUAAAGACGGCAUGGCCCUGCUUAGGAGGCUGGGGUUCCUAGGUCUCCUCAGUCUGACUGCAUUGCUGCUGACCAGAGGGAACCAGCUCACACCUGGAGCCUGAUCAACACCUCGCCAUCAUCCCGCCCGGACUGAACGUGAGGUACAGAUGCAGGCCGGACUCUGCUCUGAGGUUUAGGGGAUUGAUAUUCUCUCAUAAGUUCUCUGAUUCUGUUUGAAGAUUUUUUUGGGGACUUUGGUGAUACAAAAACACUGAAAUUGAAAAAGAAUUUAGGAAAAGCCUUAAAAAAAAGGAGGGAAAUCUACAAGAGACGAUGAAAGGAAAACAAAAAUACUCUGAACUGUUUACAUGACUACUUCUGGAGGAAGAGGCCGUCUUGUUUCAAGACAUUUCUGUCAGCCCGGACCAAGGCUUUUUUGUUGUUGUUGUUGUUUUUUUCUGACUUCAGUCACGUGGCAUUCCUGUUGACUCCUGUCUGGCGAGGAUUUCUCUCCGUCCACUUCGCAGCAGCUAAACGCCAUAACCAGCAUAUUCAGACAUCUGUUCUUUUUCAGCAGCUGCCUGAAUCUGCUGUCUUCUCAUCAGUACUAUUGUGUGAAAUACGAACCAAUGACUUCAAAACAAAUAGCAAAGUGCAAUGGCUGCAAGUGGUGCGUCCUUUUUAAAAAGGUAAGCCUCACAGAAAGAAUGUGGUCAUCUGCUGUAGCUUGUGUGGCAUGUACAGUAUUUAAUGAUUUAAAUUAAACAUAUAUUUUAUAGGGGAGGGGGUUUUUUGUACUUUGCGCCUACGACUGCUGUUUGUGAAAAAAGUACCGCAAAAAGGUAAUUUUGUACCCAUCCUUGCCACAGACAUGGUUGAGCGUUUUAGCCGACUGUCGCCAUAGUGGCUGAGUUUCCUCGAUGUAUGCUUAUUGGUACGAUUUAGUUACAGGUUUGUGUUGUACAGUAUUUUUAUUUUUUUAAGUUUAAAUGAAAACCCCGCCUCAGCACUGGCUCCAAAAACACCACUAUAGAAGCAGCGGUUUCGCCUUCCAACAAUCAUAACUUGAGACUGAGCGGUUGAUCCAGGAGGAAUUUUUCUAAACAUACGUGACGCCCCUUUCAUGUAGAAGAAGCGUCUUGAGUUUCCACUCAUCCACGUUUGGACACAUCAGGGCCACAGUGACAUUAAAUAAAAAAACCUGCUAAUGCACUGACUGAGCUAGGAAGACACAUUACUGUUGGUUUGAUCUAUAAAACAUUAUUUUGUUGCCUGCGUUUCUUCACCUGUGUAUGUUUAAACAAAGAGCACUUUUAUUAUUUUCUCCCUCCACUUUGAUUCUAAAGUUGUAAAUACUUAAAGCACUUUGACACAUUUUUUAUUGGAGAUUUGGUUCAUUUGUGCAGAAAAAAGAAAAGAAAAGUGGUGAUAAAUCAGAGCUGUGUGUUAUUUUUGUCCCUGGGUUGUAAAGAAAAAACAAAUAGAGGUACCAAAUGAUUUUGAUGUGACUUUGUUUUUAUAAAAGCAAAAAAAAAAAAGGUUUUGUUACUGGAUCCGCAGGUAUUUUUUAUUUUUUUUUUUUGAGUUACAGACUGAAACAUUAAAACCUGCGAGUUGUGAAUCCCAUCCUGUCGGUACAAACAAGGACUUCUUUCUGGUUCCUGGCCUGCUUUUUGGUGAACAUCUUACAGGCCGUUGUCUCGGGUCUUAAAUGAUCUAAUCAUCUAAAAGUGACGGGUAUUUAUAAGUGUUGGAAAAACUAAACUUGUAAAAUAAUUUUUUGGUGAUGUCUUACAGUGUGAAAUGUACCCAUAUUUAUAAAUGCCUUUAUUCUAUUGUACCUCAAGUAAAACAGAAUCUGAAAAUG
This is a messenger RNA of Oryzias latipes (Japanese medaka), 4345 nucleotides long. RefSeq names its product CAS1 domain sialic acid O acetyltransferase 1 (gene casd1). NCBI's taxonomy places the organism in Eukaryota, Metazoa, Chordata, Actinopteri, Beloniformes, Adrianichthyidae. The record is from RefSeq and is a predicted model, not a curated record. Gene Ontology annotation, cellular component: Golgi membrane. Gene Ontology annotation, molecular function: N-acetylneuraminate 9-O-acetyltransferase activity.